ACAAAUAUAGUUUUACCUUCACAAUUUUUAGAGUUUGACAAUUCAGAAACACUCUUAUAUAUUGCUAGCAUUAUUUCAAAUAGCACAAUAACUGAUAAUAUAAUCUCAUUUCAACAAUACAAUACUCAAGAAAUUCAAAAUUUAAUUUCUCAAUUACUUUAUGAAGAUGUCAUUAAUAUAAAUAACUAUAUUGAGAUUGAUGACUCACUUGAAAUUGAAAAUAUUAAUAUAACAAAUAGAAAUAUUAUAAAUUAA
This is a messenger RNA of Dentiscutata erythropus, 255 nucleotides long. Lineage: Eukaryota; Fungi; Glomeromycota; Glomeromycetes; Diversisporales; Gigasporaceae. The record is from the annotation of a GenBank genome assembly.